AUGUUGAAAACUACAGUUCUGCUGAGAAAAUUGACGCCAGUCAGUAAAAACCUGCGCUUCGCCGCCAUGUCCCAAAUAAACAAGCCUCCUGAAGAACUUGAAGAAAUUCGGGCCAAACUGGAGGAACUGACGGAGAGCUUGCCAGAACAUUCGGCGCCUCUUCAGAGAGUGACGAGUGAGCAGAAGAAGUUCCUGCUGAAGAGGCUCCUUCGCAGAGAAAAAUUAAUUAAGGUGUGCAAAUAUUGAGAAAAAUUCAAAUAAUCGAAUAAAAAGGCGCACGUUUUUGUGAAAUUAUCACCUUGGAUAAGGGAGUUCAGUUUCAAAGUUCGGUAAUUUUCGUAACUUAGCUGAAUAAUUUAAGCUUCAAUUUUAAUUUUUUGUCUCAUCGACCAUCAUUUGUAAGAGAAUCAACAACUUUUUCCAGAUUGAACACGAAAAAGGCUUCCCUCCAAUUUACGACAUGUUCAUGAGGCAUCACACUUAUCUUCGCAUUUCCCUUACUGAAAAGUGUAAUUUUCGUUGUGAGAUCAUAUUUUUUGGCUUUCAAAUUCUUUCUGAACAUUUUGAGGUGUUUAUUGUAUGCCAGAAGAAGGAGUCCAGCUCAGCCCAAAGGACAAUUUGCUGACAAACGACGAAAUUUUGCGAAUGGUGCGACUUUUUGCGGCACAUGGUGUGGAUAAAGUCAGACUCACUGGAGGUGAACCAACUAUCCGCAAAGACAUUGUCGAGAUUGUUGGUGAGUGAUAUUCAUUUUUAUUUUUUGAUGUUUCUCUUGAAAACAGCGGGAAUCAACUCCGUCCCUGGGAUAAAGGACAUUGGAAUGACGACUAAUGGAGCGGUUUUGGAGAAACAUUUGAAACCAUUGGUCGAUGCUGGCUUAAGCAAGGUGAAGCUCAUCAUCUGAUGACGGGAUCAACUGAAAGUUAAGAUAAACAUCAGCAUCGAUUCCUUGAACAAAGCCAAGUUUGAACUGAUGACGCGGAGAAAUGCUUUUGACCGAGUUUGGAGUGCAAUUGAAGCGGCUCGGAAGCUUCUUCCGAAAGUCAAGGUGGGUAAAUAUGAUUUGAAAGUAGUUUUUUAAAAGUUUAUUUCAGCUGAACACUGUUGUGAUGAACGGAAAAAAUGAAGAGGAGAUUCUGGACUUUGUGGCAGUCACGAAGGAUAAGGUAAAACCUCAACCAUUUUGCGAAAUGGCUCUUUUUUGGGUAAAAACCUACUCUAAAAAAAAGUUUUAGCUCAGUAAAGGCAUGAAUGAAAAAAAUUUCAUUGAAAAAAACCUUGAUUACCGUCCGAAUGAAAGAAAUUUGCUAUUUUGAUUUUUAAUCAUCUUUUAAAAAGUGGCGUAACUUAGUUUAUAGCUAUUCUUCCAGUGAAAGAACGUCUCAAAAUGUGAAAACCCUAAAAAUCCUCAAAUUUUGAAACUUGAGAAAAAAAACAAGACAUUUUCGUCUAUUGGUCGUUGAAAACUGAAAAAAAUUUCAGUUACAUUUUCUUAAAAACUCAGUCGAAGUGCACUUAUUAGAACUGCAGGGCUCUAAACUUCUAAUUCAGAAUCUCGACAUCCGCUUCAUUGAGUACAUGCCUUUCGGAGGCAAUAAAUUCUCCAACAACAAGUUCUACAGCUAUCACGCAAUGUUGGAGCAAAUCAUACGAAAAUAUGGUGACAGUGUGAAAAGACUGAGAGAUUCUCCUAAUGACACUACAAAGGUAUAAUUAAUCAAAUUUCUUCUGAACAAAUAAAUUUCUUAGGCGUACAAAAUAGACGGAUACGAAGGUCAAUUUGGUUUUAUCACUUCGAUGACUGAUCAUUUUUGCAAUACGUGUAAUCGGAUGCGUAUCACGGCUGAUGGCAACUUAAAGGUUACAAAAUUUUCUCUGGCUUUUUAGAACAUGUAUAGCUUUUCUGUAAUUUUUUUCAAUAACAACCAAAAAAAUUAUUGUUACGAGUUCAUGCUAUGAAAAUGUGUCCGAAAAUGAAACGAAAAAAUGAAGCUUUUUUUUCAUGAAUGGCUACUACAGUUUGUCAAGGGGUUAAAGAAAUGUGAAAAACUAACGAAACUCGAAAAAAUAAUAGUAAUAAGACAUUUUCCUUUUAGAAAUUCAUCAAAAAAUUUUCUUAAGCAUUUUCGAGCCAGAAAAAACUAAGUAACUAUAUUCUACAAAAAAAAGCUUUUUUUUAUUCUCAGGUAUGUCUUCACGGAAACGCCGAAACAAACCUUCGCGAUAUGAUGCGAGCAGGAGCUUCAGAUGAAGAACUUUCCGACAUCAUCCAAAAAUCGGUCAACAAUAAAAAAGCCCGCCAUGCAGGUAAUAUCGGGUUCUGCUUUGGUUCUUUCCUUGCAUGCUUUCUGGGUUCUAUCUCCUGGUUCGAAUCCUGUCAUUUUCAGAUUUCAGGCAUGAACAAUUUGAAGAAUUUGCCAAACCGUCCUAUGAUCCUCAUCGGAGGGUGAAGAAAGGUGGUUUUGAAUAUUUGCUUUUAUUUUUGGAAGGAAGUCACUAGUUUAUCAUAAAUACGAUUCAAGAUAUGUUUUUCUCUAAUAUUCAGUUCGACGUUUUUUGAAUUGCCUUCUUUUUAAGGGUUGUAACAAGGAAACUUCAGGUUCUUCUUUGCCAUCAGCCUCAAAAAUUCAAGCAUUCCUGUCUGCCUCUUCUCCCAAACACUCCUUUCUACAAAAUAGAUUUUUCUCUAGUGAUGGUCGGUUAUAUAGUUUUAUUCCUGUUUGAAAUGUUUUUUUAUCUUAAGAUUUUAACCGUUUAACGCAUGUUGAUAUUGAUGGAAAAGUCAAACAAGUCGAUGUCUCUACUAAACAACCAACCGCUCGUCUGGCCGUCGCCCAAGGAACUUUAGUUGUAAGAUUUUUGAUCUUCUGGAUAGAAAGCUUGCUUGGAAAAUUAUGGGGACCGUACAAUCAAGAAAAAUUUGAUUUUUCAAUGGGAAAAUGUAAAAUAAUGAUUUUUUUGGUUUGCGAAGAUUAGUCCUGAACCUAUGAAAAACCAGAAAGCGCUUUCGAAAAAAAUUAAUUUCUUCACAAAAAAUGAAUGAAAAUAUAUUUUUCAGUUGCCAAAAGAAGUCUCAAUUCAAAUCGCUCAAAAUACCAUCAAAAAAGGAGAUGUUCUGACUGUAGCUCAAGUGAGUGGCCAAAACUUCAUUUUUAUCCAAAUACAUCAUUUUUGAAGAUCGCAAGCAUAAUGGGAGCCAAACAAACUUCAAACCUCAUUCCUUUGUGUCAUCAUAUCCCAUUGGCUUAUGUCGAUACUCGCUUCAAACACGACCAGGUAAGAGAAAAAAAUGAAAAAAACUUCAACCUGAAAACAAGAACUCAAGAACCGGAUUCAGUUCUAAAAACUAAAUUUCUUAGAAACUUUGCUUGGUUCCAAAUCUACAGAUAUGUAGUUAAUUUCAAAAUAAUGGAAGACCACUUUAAUAAAAUUUAAAAAAAAAAGCAAAUUAGUCGAUAGAGUGUGCAAUGCCGCUUUUUUGGCCGCGGUGUCUGCAGAAAUGCAAAUUAUCGUAUCCCUCCAGAGUUUGAGAAAAUGUUUGAAAAUGAAAAUUUAUCUUUAUUAAACUAUUGAAUUCAGGAAAAAUGACAAAUAGAUGCUUUGAAACAUUCAUAGAAUUAUGAAAAAGGAAACGUGAUUUAUAAUAAAAAAUAAGGAACUAGAGGUUAUUUCUAUUAUAUUUUAAUAACCAAAACCUCGUUUUUAUCAUUUGCUUUUUCUGAAUAGCUUUUUGGAAUCAGUUAUCUUCAGGGUUCUUUCCCCACUAAAGCUUUAUUUUUUGUUUUAUUAUAUUUUGAAACCUGAAAUUCUAAAAUUUAUUGAGCUUUGAACAGUUAAUUCACGUCAAAAGAAGCUUUUUACAUUUUUUAUCCUCUGACUCCAGGGUUCUUAGAUGUUCAGCGAAAUUUUAAUACUUGCAAAUUUUUUCUUUAUUCAAAAAAUGUUCACUGAAGUUUUGAAGAGCAGUACUUUCAAAAAAAUUUUGUAGAAGUGGAGACCUGUGGGAUAUUUCCUCAGUACUGGAAAACGUGCUUUUUCAAUUUUCAACCGUUUUUUAUCACAAUUGUAAUUAAUCCCGGAUUAAAUUGAAUUUAAUAUUCAAGUAUUCUAAUAUAAAGAUGAUUUCGCAGGAAAAGUAUCUACUUCACGCUCGCUCUUCUACUCGUUGCAUUGCAAAUACCGGGGUCGAAAUGGAGGCUCUCAUGGCUUGCACGGUAACUAUUUCAUUUCAUUUCAGAAAACGAUAAGACUAGGUACGGAAAAUGUCUCGAUCACAACUCUCGUGUAUGGAGUUUAAUCUUUUGAAACCUCUUGGGUUUUGAUGACUGUUAUUUGUGAGACUCUGGUUGAUUUUCACUCCGCAGAAAAAAAAACGCAGUUUUAUGGAGUUACAAAAAUAUUGAGCUCCGUACAGGGAAUCUGUUUUUGUUGUAUCUUUUCUGACGUUACUAUGUGCACGGGUCAAUUGGGAGUAAGAUACAAGUAGCUAAAGUCAAUUGGUGUAUGCUGAUCGGUCGACGUUCAUCAGCUACCGGGUACGAUUUUUAUGGUACCUCGGUGCCUAAAGUUUGGAAUCGCUACUGUCUGCGCUUGUUUAGAAAACCGUUCUUCUAAGGUAUUUUUGGCUGACGCUGAAAAAAACUACUACUCAAGAAGCAUUGCCAGACUGUCUAGUAGCAAUCACAAGUGUCACUUUUAUUCAGGUACCAUGAUUAUAGUAAACUACCAUCGAUUGUGAUUGUCGAAACCCUCAACUUCCUGAAGUUACUGUUCGAAAAAGAACAAGAUUAUUUACGAGUCAUUCUUGGUCAACGCGUUCACGCAAACCGAUGACCAACUUUUGAUUUAUUUCAUGAUUCUUCACUGAAGACUGAAUAAACUUUUAAACUUAUGAACUAGACCUCUGAUGUAGCUACCCGGUGGCUUCUUGUCCUCUCGGACUUUGGUAACGCGAACGGGACGCGAAUCGGACGGCUCGGUGCAUUUCUAGUGACCACUUUAGUAGCCUCAGCCCUCUUAAGUGAUCCCUAGAAUUGCACAGAAACGUCCGGAGCACAUCCGUUUUGCGUUAACAUUGUCCGAGCUCCUACUUGUUCACCUUCGUAUGCUCAGAUUGCUCUGCUGACCGUCUACGACAUGUGCAAGGCGAUUUCUCAAGAGAUGCGAAUGACUGACGUUCGUCUCAUCCAUAAGAUUGGUGGCGAAACAAACUACUUGGGCGAUCGGUCUCUCUACAACUUUGAAGAGGAUCGAUAA
Messenger RNA from Caenorhabditis auriculariae, 5256 nucleotides. NCBI's taxonomy places the organism in Eukaryota, Metazoa, Nematoda, Chromadorea, Rhabditida, Rhabditidae. The record is from the annotation of a GenBank genome assembly.